Metarhizium album ARSEF 1941 is the source of this 717-nucleotide messenger RNA. RefSeq names its product 2-deoxyglucose-6-phosphate phosphatase. Bases 1 to 717 code for a protein of 238 amino acids. Gene Ontology annotation, molecular function: sugar-phosphatase activity; beta-phosphoglucomutase activity. The transcript is spliced from 3 exons. Lineage: Eukaryota; Fungi; Ascomycota; Sordariomycetes; Hypocreales; Clavicipitaceae. The record is from RefSeq and is a predicted model, not a curated record.
AUGGGCUCGCAACACGGCUACGCCCAACCGCCUCAGCAGGCCUCCUUCGACGGGUUUCUCUUCGACAUGGACGGCACGCUGAUAGACUCAACGGAAGCAAUUGUCAAGCAUUGGCACACAACUGGCACCGAGCUCGGGCUCGAUCCAGAAGAGAUUCUGAAGACGUCCCAUGGUCGAAGGAGCAUUGACACGUUGAACAUGAUGGCUCCGCAUAAAGCUACGUGGGAUUACGUGAGGGAGGUGGAAGGACGACUGCCCGUUUUAUACGGCGACCUCGCCUCCGAAAUCCCAGGCGCAAGAAGCCUCUUGGACGCGCUCAUCGCCCAGUCGGCGCCGUGGGCAAUCGUCACCUCUGGCACGGAGCCCCUCGUGCUGGGUUGGUUGAAGCGUCUCGAGCUCGCCAUUCCGGAGCACCUCGUCACCGCCGAGUCUGUUGAGAAGGGCAAGCCGGACCCCACGUGCUACCGCAUGAGCCUGGAGAAGCUGGGCCUCCAGCGCCGGCCUGGGCGAGUCCUCGUCUUGGAGGAUUCUCCCGCAGGUAUCAAGGCCGGCAAGGCAGCCGGGUGCAGGGUCAUUGGAUUGACGACGAGCCACACUGUCGAGCAGGUUCUUGCCGCAGGGCCGGACUGGGUAGUUCAGGAUCUGGAGUCGGUCCGGGUCGUUGGACGGGACAAGGGGAGCGUGACGAUUGAGAUUAUGAAUGCCUUGGUGCAAUAA